AUGUCGACCCGCGCGCGCGACGAGCACGCGCGCGACGCCCCCGGCGACGAUCGCCCCGCGACGCAGCCCGAGUCCGCCGUCGCCUUUUCGCCCUUCUUGGAACCCAGGAGCCCCCCGCCGCUAAAACCUUUAAAGUUGCACGCCGCCUCCUCGCCGACGUCGGGGGCUUCGAGCGGCGCGCAGACGUCCCCUCCCGACCCGCCGCGGUUCGCGCGUCUCAGCCAGGGCUUCGCCUUCGAGCUGCACGUGCACUCCGAGAUGACGACGAACGCGCCCGAGUCGACCCGCGGGUGCGGGCGCCCGCCCUUGGCGGCGGCACCCCGCGCCUCGCCCUCCCGCUCCCCUGAGCGGAACUGCCCACGGUGCGCCGAACUCGCCGCCGAGAGCGCCGCGAAGGACCUCAGCGUGCGCGCGCUGACGCAGAAAUUAUCGCGGACGAGGGCGCUGCUCGACGCGAUACAGGACCUCGCGGAGCAGCAGGCGACGCACGAGCAGCGCAGCGACUCGCGGAUGACGUCGCUGGAGGAGAAGGUUGCGAGGUAUCGAGAGGCUCUCCGAAGCGUCGACGGCGGCGACGCACUGGCGGAAUCGUCGGGGAACCGCCGGCACGACAUCGCGGAGAUCGACUACGAGCUGUCGGACUCGUCGAGGUCCAGCAGCAUCGAGCGGAACUACACCCACCGCAGGCGCAACUCGGUGGGCAGGCACAAGGUUCACGGCGGCUCGGUGUUUGGCUUUUUCGGCGGCUGCGGCGACGACGUCGGCCAGGCUCGGGACGAGGACGCGCGGUGUUAG
This is a messenger RNA of Micromonas commoda, 795 nucleotides long. RefSeq lists its product with no specific name. The coding region runs from base 1 to 795 and encodes 264 amino acids. Lineage: Eukaryota; Viridiplantae; Chlorophyta; Mamiellophyceae; Mamiellales; Mamiellaceae. The transcript has a single exon. The record is from RefSeq and is a predicted model, not a curated record.